ACACAGAGCAGAAAAUAAACAAAAAUUCCCACGCUCAUUUCCUCAUGAAAUUAAUGAAUUUGUAUACAAAGAAAAGACAGUGAUACAUAUUCUGUCACUAUAUUUACUUAUUAUGAGUGUUUUUCUGUAAUGUCUUUUCUUGACGAUGAAGAUAAAUUGAUAGCUGCAUGGCAUAAAGCGUUUGAAAGGUGCACCGAUGUAGACUUGUGGGGUCAACCACUGGAAGCAAUUGAUGGAUAUCAGAGACUUUCAAAGCAACUCCUGCAAUGUUCCAAUGUGGACUGUCAAAUUUUCACCGAUGAACAAAAAAAAAUACUUUCAAAGAUAUCUAUUUGCUUGGAUCUAAGGUGUAAAUCAUUGCAGAAUCCAGGAAGUAUAGAGGGAAUUUUGUUAGAUGAUUUGAAAAAGAUCGGAAAUACUUUACAGAAUAUUCUUAAUCAGAAGAGUAAAGAUUUUCCAGUAGAUGUGACUGCAGCUCAAAUACAAUCACAGACAUUCAAUGGAAUCAAGACACAACACAGUUCUGACAAUGAAGAUGACAGACAAGAAAAAGAUGCCUUUUUUGUAUAUGAUGUUUCAGUUAAAGGAAGUUUGUUACCAAAGCCAGUUUCCUUCGGAGGAUUACCGAUGCUUUCUAUCAGGGUAGAGAAGAUUGGUCUGAAAGAUGCUGUAUCAUACAUUGACCCAUUCAUCACUGUUUCUGUUAAAGAUGCUAGUGGUAGUGAUAUGACAGCUCCACAGGACACACCAAUUGCUAUGAACAAGGAAGGAAGCUAUUUGAUUUACAAUGUUGAUGUUUUUGUACAGAAGUGUAUUGAUAGUUUGCCAUUAGGUUUUGCAAUAUUUUUUGAAUUGAAGCAUUACAAACCAAAGAAAAAAGAUGUUAGUACUAAGUGCUGGGCCUUUAUGGAGAAAGAUGAAAUCAAAGAGGGACAAGCUGCCUUAGAAUUAUACAAAAAACCAACUGAUUUCAAAAGGAAAAAAUUAAAUCUGUUGACAGUUAAACCAUUAUAUUUACACCUGAAGCUGUUGAUUAAUAUUUAAAUGUUUUUUUUUAAUUUUUAACUAUAUAAUAUUUUUAUAUAUACAUAUCAUUUUAUAUACAGGUCUAAUGAAGAUUUUUUUAUUAACUUUAUACAGUUUAUUAAGUAGAAUGUUUUUGUAUUAUUAUUAUUUUUUGGUCAUAACAGGAUUCAGUUAUAUUUUUAAGUUACAAGUAUUAUUUUUUUUGCACUAAUGGGAGAUAACUGUUGAUUGGACAAAGGGAUAUAACUGCAAUAAUUAUUGAUUGUUUUUGUGUUUUGUUAAAUCAGUUUGUACAGAAUCCCCUAUUCAGGGAUGUAAAAAGCUAAAAACUAUAUCAAUUUCUGCUAAGGCCAACUAAAAUAAAGAAACUGAUGGAAAGCAAACAAAUUCUUGGUUACAUACAUGACUUUAAAAGUCUUCAAUUGUGUUCUCACUUUUUACUUCAUUUAUCAGUAAAUCAGUCACUGUACUUUGAUAAUUUUUAUGCCUCCAUGAUGAAAUGCUGAAUUAAUUUAUCUCUGACAAAAUCUCUGUGUGCAUAUAGGAUAUAUGGUUUGUCUAUCAUACUCCUCUUUUAGUUAAAAAGAUAAAAAGUCGUGAAUUUGUUGAACAGAUGUACAUAUACUGAAUGAUGUGCACAUUGACAGGAUUUUUAUUUUCUUCAGUUUUAUUGAAAUUUACCAGUUAUUGAGCUUGGUCAAUUUUUGCGAAAGUUCCCAUAUUAGUACAGUAUUUUUCGGUCAAAUUCAUCUUUUCACUAUUUAUUAAAUUACCCUGCUGAUUUUGGUUAAAAUACUGUGUAGUUGAAUUUAAAUUUUUUUUUUUUUUUAAAGCUAUCACUAUUUAAAAUGUAUUGAUUUAAAUUCUGUUUAAAGAUAGCUGUUUGUCAGUGAUUUAAUUUUAUUUCUUUGUAGGAUUUUGAUAGCUUUAUAUAUCUUAAUUGUUCAUAAGCAUUAUUUGUCUUAUCUUGUGGUGUUCAUGAACUACCAGUAUCUGGUUUUAAAAAUAUAAAUUUAAAAAAAAUAUCUAAAAAUCAGAUCUUCAGAACUUCUGACAUUAAAAUGAGGUAAUGAUUUUUGCACAGUUCAUGUAUAUUCACAGUUUCAUAUUGUUUUUGGUCCAAAAGAGGAGAUAAGUUUUUUGCCUUAUUAAUUAGAGCAUUACAACAAUUCAUGUUUUACAUUUAAAAUAAUUGAUAGGUAUAUGUGAAAGUUUAAGUUGUAAGAUCUAUAAGAUAUUAUAAAUAUUCGCUGAGAUUGAAAGGAUGAAAGAUUGCAUAGAUUUAGAUUUUAUUCUAAUAAUUAGUAAAAUUUCAGUGAAAAUUUGGGCCAAGUAAGGCCCGUAAUAUACCUUGUCCUUUAAUUUUCAUUGGACAAUUAAUUCAUAGUAGAUAGUUCAGCAUAAGCUAUGUGUUCAAUAGGCAGAAAAUCAUACUGAGUGAUGUCUUCCAUUAAUACGUUCUUUAUAAUCUGUGUUCUCUCUAUAACAUUGUAGUUUUAUUGUAGCUCUAUAGUUAUUGUUAUACAUAAUAAAAAUGUUUUAUAUUAAA
Messenger RNA from Mytilus californianus (California mussel), 2575 nucleotides. RefSeq names its product axin interactor, dorsalization-associated protein-like. Gene Ontology annotation, cellular component: membrane. Gene Ontology annotation, molecular function: phosphatidylinositol binding. NCBI's taxonomy places the organism in Eukaryota, Metazoa, Mollusca, Bivalvia, Mytilida, Mytilidae. The coding region runs from base 130 to 1044 and encodes 304 amino acids. The transcript has 10 exons. The record is from RefSeq and is a predicted model, not a curated record.